This is a messenger RNA of Aplysia californica (California sea hare), 2098 nucleotides long. RefSeq names its product suppressor of cytokine signaling 2. Lineage: Eukaryota; Metazoa; Mollusca; Gastropoda; Aplysiida; Aplysiidae. Gene Ontology annotation, biological process: phosphatidylinositol phosphate biosynthetic process; intracellular signal transduction. Gene Ontology annotation, molecular function: 1-phosphatidylinositol-3-kinase regulator activity. The coding region runs from base 360 to 1298 and encodes 312 amino acids. The transcript has 2 exons. Gene Ontology annotation, cellular component: phosphatidylinositol 3-kinase complex. The record is from RefSeq and is a predicted model, not a curated record.
ACAGAGAAUGAAACUGAAACUAGUUCUGCGGUUUGAGGAUAUAAGAGACAGGUGUAUUCUUUCACUCUUGCGCAGUUAGGCUUAAUAGUCCCUCCUGAAGUGUUGUGUUCGUAUCGUCCCAGUUAUUGGUGGUUGAUUCUAGAUCGCAUCGGCUUGACUUGAAACGAGUUCAAAUGCAGGUAAACUCUGGGCCUUUAGGUCUACACUCUACACAGCCAACUGGACUUGUUUACGGAAAAACGCCAACUGUCUGAUCAAUAUACUGGAAUUUGAGCUUCAUAGCAUGACUUGCUAAAAAGGUAUAAACUCAGGACUUCUUCCCACAUCUCCCUGUGUGAAGGCGGCUGCCUAACAGAAACAUGUUACAACCACCUCACAGAGAGCGCUGUGAUUCUGCGGACAUGGAAGAGGUUAUCUUUCGUAUUUGUCGUGACUACGAUAAGGAUCGUUUACAAAGAUUUCUUUCUGAAACACGCCAGAAUCUUCCCUUGGUCCUUGCAUCGGACUCCAGGCUUUGCAAAGCUAGUUCACACUCAACGCCCCCGGGAACUCGUUCAGUUAGCAGCUGCACUUCACGGGAAGUCGAGCUACGCAGGCAAGUUUCUGUAGCGGAGCCUGGUGCUUCAGGAAACAACAACCAGCAUGAAGAACAUGACAAUAUGGUCCGAAACAACGACCGGGACAACAGAGCUGGUCACGAUGAGGUGACAAAGGACUCUGGGGUGAGCUGUGAGAGACUGUCCUCUGACGUUGACUCGGAACUGGACUUCGACACGUUGAAGAAAAACCAGGAAGAGUUGGUGGCGGGAUGUUUCUAUUUCCCAUCUCUGGACCAAGCAACUGCGAUGGAACUGUUGAGAAAAGCUGAAGUUGGGUCUUUUUUAGUCAGAGACAGUUCCCACCCUGACUACAUUUAUACUGUGAGUGUCAAGAGUGAGCAAGGGGCCACGAGCGUUCGUAUCUCCUACAUUGAUGGGUUGUUUGGGUUUGACGGAGAUGAAGAGCAGCCCAAAGUCCAUACAUGCUUUGGCAGCCUGAUGACUCUCUUAGACUUCCACGCUUUAAACCUGCGUAAAUAUGGAAAACGUCUGACGAUGCGAGCAAAGACGUGCAGAAAAGCUGUUGAGAUUCCCUUUAUAAAGCCUUUCAGAAGGACAGUGCCAUCCCUUGCUCAUUUGGCUCGGGUCAAAAUCAAUUCAUCUCUGGACACUGGAGAGUUUUAUGAACUGUCCGUGGCAUCACUGCCGCUUUCAAGCAAGCACAAACAGUUUUUGAGAGACUAUCCUUACAGGUUGUGACAUGAACAAUUCUCGUCAGUGAUGGUAUUUUGAAUGAGUGUAUCAUAGAGAUAAUGUUCUAUAGGGAAGUUGUGCUCUGGUGAUACGUCCUGUUCUCUCGAGAAAUCUUUUCUUUCUGCCUGUCCGUGAAAGAUGCAAACAUCAUAAUAUCAUUUUGUUAUCUAUAUAUAUUAUAUUUGAGAAAGUUCGUCACUUUGGUCACCUAAAACUUCGGAACCACUUAACUUUCGAAUUUGAAAAAAUUAACGGUGGUUCAGAAUCAUUUAAAGGGUGCACAGUUUUACUGAGGAGUCUGAAGUCCCUGCAGUUUAAUUUUCAGUGUUUAAUUAGUUUCGUUUAGAUCUAAUCUUACGAAAGUCCGUCUUCAAAGACGCCGUUGUAAAUAAGUGAGGCUUCCGUUCACAAAGAGUGCGUGCACUGAGCCCACAAUGAUUUGACAAUCGAUUCUUUUGAGUCCGUUCAUCGAACGGGAAACCCAGCUAGUAUACUAUAUUUUCCAAAGGCAUAUUAUUAGUGUAGUAGAGGAACGACAAAAAUACUGGAAGAAAGGAAAAAAUUGCAAAAGAAACAAAAAGUAUCGGGAUGUACAUAGAAUUAGGUCACUUUCAACAUACUAAAAAUGUACAUUCACGCUUUAAUGGGAAAUGCUAUUUUUAGCUCAUGACGUCAUCGGGGUCAACUUUAUAAAAAUAUCUUUUAGAACAUAGUCAUGUUGCACCUCGUUUGAAAGCUCGACAAAAAUGCUGUUUGAAUAUGUAAUAUUGAAAAAGCUUGGAGGCCAAAUAGGAACACAAACACAC